Molecule: messenger RNA, 1200 nt
Organism: Sphenostylis stenocarpa
Lineage: Eukaryota; Viridiplantae; Streptophyta; Magnoliopsida; Fabales; Fabaceae
Source: the annotation of a GenBank genome assembly
AUGUACGGUGAUGUUACCAACUGGGACGAAAAUGCGUAUAGGGAAAUUGUUCUCAAGGAGAGGGAAAACCAAACGCGAACCGUUUUCCGAACUGCUUGGGCUCCACCCUACGAUCUCGACACUCUCCUUGUUGCCUCUAGCGACGGUUCCGUCGCAUCCUACUCCAUCUCUUCCUCCAUAGCUGCCUCUAAGCUAAAAAACCAGGCAAUCUGUGGCAAAAGAGGAGGGAAAAUAACUUUGAAUCAGAAGCAGAAAAUAAAUCAGGUGUGUGGGAACUGGAAGACUCAGUUGGCAUUGUGGCUUCGAGUUAGAGAUGAGCAAAAUGAGAAAUGGAAAGAUUUGGGUUCCUGUGAUUUGCGUGGGAGGGAUUUUGGUGGGAAGGAGGGAGGGGAGAAGGUUUGGAAUUUAGGCUGUGGUGAUGAUGGUUGGAUUCGAGGAUGGAAGUGGAAGGAAUUUUCAAGAUCAAAUAAUACCGUUUCUUCACAAGGAAAUGAUAUCAAGCCUGUAUUUGAUGUGGUGAAUCCUCAACACAAAGGUCCUUGGGGUGCGCUUUCACCUAUUCCUGAGAAUAAUGCUCUUGCUGUUAACACUCAGGAGGGAUCUGUUUUUGCUGCAUCUGGUGAUUCAUGUGCAUAUUGUUGGGAUGUGGAAACUGGCAAAGUGAAAAUGGUAUUCAAGGGGCACAUGGAGUAUUUGCAUUGUAUAGUUGCACGCAACUCAUCCAAUCAGAUCAUAACAGGUUCAGAGGAUGGGACCACACGAAUUUGGGAUUGCAAAAGUGGAAAGUGUACUCAAGUGAUUGAUCCAGUAAAACAUUUGAAGUUAAAGGGAUUUGCUUCAUGGGUUGGUUGCGUUGCUUUAGAUGCAAGUGAGAGCUGGUUGGCUUGCGGUAGUGGACGUAAUAUAUCAAUUUGGAACCUUCCUGCUUCUGAAUGCGUAUCAAUGAUUCCAACGCGUGCUUGUGUACAGGACAUGUUAUUCGACAAUAAUCAAAUUUUGACAGUAGGUACAGAUCCUCUACUAAAUCGCUUUGACAUGAACGGCACGAUCCUUUCACAAAUACAGUGUGCUCCUACGUCAUCUUUUUCUAUCUCCUUACAUUCUGCAGGGGUUAUGGCAGUUGGAGGUUAUGGUGGCCUUGUUGAUGUUAUCUCACAAUUUGGUAGCCACAUGUGCACAUUUCACUGCCAGUGUGUCUAA